UUCUCACUUUUCUGCACAAUUUCACUUUCUCUCUGCCCUUUUCUCUCAUUUCUGCAUCAAAACAAACCCUAAAACCCCAUCCUUUCUCGCCGGAGACUAAAUUUUCCGGCGACAAAGCUCCGAUUACGACCCGAUCGGGAUCUAUCUCCGGCGGCCAUUUCCACCGGAGAAAAAUAGAGAAGAAAAAUGUACAAGAACCAGCUGCAGGAGCUGGCGCAGCGGAGUUGCUUCAACCUGCCGUCGUACACGUGCAUUCGGGAAGGUCCCGAUCACGCUCCGAGGUUUAAGGCGACGGUGAACUUUAACGGCGAGACCUUCGAGAGCCCUCACUACUGCUCAACGCUACGCCAGGCUGAGCACUCCGCCGCCGAGGUCGCACUCAACUCCCUCUCUCACCGUGGCCCCUCUCACUCCCUAGCCGCUAAGAUCCUCGAUGAAACUGGAGUAUACAAGAACCUCUUACAGGAAAUUGCACAAAGGGUAGGGGCACCAUUGCCUCUGUACACAACAUACAGGUCAGGCUUAGGACAUCUACCUGUUUUUACUGGGAUGGUAGAAUUGGCUGGAAUUACAUUUACUGGUGAACCAGCCAAGAAUAAGAAACAAGCUGAGAAAAAUGCAGCAAUGGCGGCUUGGUCAUCUCUUAAACAAUUGGCAAAAGAAACUGCAAGCUCUUCAAAUGAACCAGAGAUCAAUGAUGAACUUGAACAGAUCACAAUAGCACGGGCUUUACUGAAUUACCGCCAGAAGGAAAAAAUGGCAGUGUCAAAUCCAAAUGCUUUAAUGCCGUUCCAAAAGAAAUUUCAUAUUCAACAUCCCAGGGCAUCCAGUCCACAACCUCUACCUGCAACUACAUCAAAGAUCCUUCCCUUAAUUUGCCUAAAGACAGCACCUCGAAAUAAGCCCUCAUUGGCAACCGCAAACGAAGGACCUCGAAGCAGGCAUCUUUUAACAGCUAGUGACAGUUCCCUGUUACCACCACAAUCUUCUGCACUAGAAAGCCGAGUUGCCCGUCCCAUAAAGUUCCCUGCAGCAGGAGCAGCACCAUAUGUUCCCCUUCGACAUAUGAGAUCAUCAUGCCAUGGAAUUGCUCCUGCAGUGAAUAUACGGUCCGUAGUACCUGUCUAUGCUGCACCACCUCUUCCACCACCCGGCACAGUGCCCCAGCAGGUUAUAAGGGCUUCUACUGUACAACUUGCUCCUCCGGUCACUAUUAGGCAAGCUAUUCCAGUAUAUGCUGCUCCGCCAAUAAGUAAAGAUGAACCUGCUCCCGUUCAGAAGCAAAACCCCCUUACCCCGGUUAAAGAAGAAAAAUUGCCACCUAAAAUUAAAGAGACGGAUGCCAAGUUUGAGAAUGCAUUAGCAGAAUCACGGACAGCACAAAUCUUGGAGCAGCUGAAAAUUUGAAAUAUAUAGAAUUCAGCAUCCAUGGGAAUGUAGCCAACUUGUCAUAGUUUUGUGCUGAUCUAGAAUUUGCUUCUCAUCUUAUAAUGAGUGAUGUUAAAUCAUCCCUUCCAUUUUCCUUCUCUACCCCCAUUUUGUCCUGUUAAACGCAACAAUUGGUCGGGUUAAUUAGCACUAGCAGCCCAAUAUAUGUGAAAAUUUAAGAGCAGUUUGGCAUGUCAUUUGCUCUCUCCGCUUUUUUCUUUCCAUUUUUUUCCCUUUUUUUUUAAAUGUAUGUCAUUUCUUAGUAUUCCUUGUCAGCAAGUCUGCCAGUUCGAUCAUCUUGCAUUGUUCUUGCGAAUGGUCUUUUCUACUCCUGCAUGUGGAAUUCCCUGACCAACAUUGCAAAUACCGUUUCAGAUCAGAGAUUGAGUCUCUGCCAGUGGAGGAAAUGAAAAAGGUUGUGUUUGAAGCCAGAAGCCUUACUCGUUGAGGCUUGCAGAUCACAUUAGGAAAAAGGAUCUAUCAUAGAUCAUUUAUUAGGUUUUCUAGGUUCCCCCUGGACUCCAUGGUGGUUAUCUAUACUUGUUAUUCAUGUUAUAUAAUCGAGCUACAUCAGGAGAAUCUGAUUCUUCAGCAAGUUACUUU
Molecule: messenger RNA, 2031 nt
Organism: Arachis stenosperma
Lineage: Eukaryota; Viridiplantae; Streptophyta; Magnoliopsida; Fabales; Fabaceae
Product: double-stranded RNA-binding protein 2-like
Exons: 3
Coding region: 187-1407 (406 amino acids)
Molecular function (GO): double-stranded RNA binding
Source: RefSeq, a predicted model, not a curated record